This is a messenger RNA of Plasmodium fragile, 258 nucleotides long. RefSeq lists its product as uncharacterized. The transcript is spliced from 2 exons. The coding region runs from base 1 to 258 and encodes 85 amino acids. The record is from RefSeq and is a predicted model, not a curated record. Lineage: Eukaryota; Apicomplexa; Aconoidasida; Haemosporida; Plasmodiidae.
AUGGACCUGGCUUUCAUGACCACUGUAGCGAGACCAUUGUGGAAACUCCUAGAUCAACAAAUCCCAAUUCCAUUAAUACAUAUGUACGACUCGUAUUACUCACCAUUCACAUCAUCAUCAUACACCCAUUGUUUCACCAGUGCACCCGGCAGUACCGGUUGUACCGACGGUACCGGCCGUGCCGACAGUGCCGGUUGUACCGACAGUACCAGGAGUACCGGUAGUACCGACAGUGCCAACAGUAGGGACAGUAGUUGA